AUGCCUGUCCAGCCCAUGAAGUCAUCGCCAUCUCUGCCUCCCCGCCCCUCACCAUCCCCCAAAUCUCCACCACAGGCCUCUCUGUCGCCGCCCUCCUCCUCCUCCUCGGCGCCACUAGCCUCACUGCUACCUCCCCCUCCCCAUCGUCCGCGGCGUUCAACUCUCCCAAGGCCUCUCCUUCGCCUUCUCCGCCGCCAAAUACACCGCUACAACCAAAAUCUUGCCACCUCCAAAUCUGGCCCUCCCCACCCCUGGCUCGCCCUUAACGGCCUUGCCAUUGCACUCGUCGUCUUCCUCAUCCUCACCACCCGCGCUAGCGACCACCCCCCACCCUCACCACCACAAGAAAACCAAAACAGGGCUUAA
Molecule: messenger RNA, 366 nt
Organism: Cajanus cajan (pigeon pea)
Lineage: Eukaryota; Viridiplantae; Streptophyta; Magnoliopsida; Fabales; Fabaceae
Source: RefSeq, a predicted model, not a curated record